AUGCAAUCCCAAUUAACGCGGAGGGUCUUCCGAGCCAUUCUCAACAACGAGCCGCUCUCGUUCUCUCAAUGCCGCAACCUCCGACCAUCUCGAUCCCAGAGGGUGACAUCUGGUCAUUCUUACGUCCAGCGACGCGGCUUGUUUGCUUUCAAUUUCAACACCCCUACUGCUCCGCCGUCGUCGACACUGCCGUCCGAGGUUGGAUUGAAGCCAAUGCGCGAUUUGGGUGUUUCACUACGAAAUAAAAGCAGACAACCAGACGCCGAUACAUUAGCGAAAGCCUUCCAGGACUUUUUCGAAGCACGCGCGGGGGAGCCAGGAGUUAUCACUCAGUUCCAAGCGCAAUUGGUCAGUACGACAUGGAAUCAUCUGCGGUCUCUUGAGGGGUCCUUGGAACCAGAGGAUUGGCAAAGGGUUUUCUCUGAUGAGAACUUGGAAAACGUGUUGUAUGUGUUAUCCAAAGCAGAAUGCCUAUCGUGGGCUCGUGGGGAGGUACGGCUGCUUGCCCGCUCCGUAUUUCACGCGCUUUGCGAGGACCCCGGCUCUAGACGAGACCGAGUCAGUCAGCUUGCAAUUCUCUCCUACAUUGAUAUACAAGCCCUCAAUGGGGACCCGGCUGAGGCGCGACGCGUAGUCGAGGACUUUUGGAGUAGACUGAGCAGGCAAAGUCCUUCACCUUGGCUGGCAGUAAUAAGAGGAUUCGCGCUACUGGAUGAUGACAAACAGCAAAUCAAGCGUAUCAUUCAGAAAAUCGACGAUUACGGUAUUCAUAUUGAUCCGGUCUCCCAGGAAGGUCUAAUCCAGUUCCUGGUCGAACAAGAUCUCCUGGAUGCGGUGAAGGUGGUCUACGAAUGCCCUUUGUCUGGAUGUCAAGAGCCCAAGCUGUCGACAAAGAGAAACACUCUGAAGUAUGCUAUACUAAAAAAUGAUAGGGCUUGGGCGAAGCUAAUUAUCAAGUCCCUCCCAUCAUCCGGCCGUGCUCCAAAGACUAUUGGGGUUCGACUACUUUGGGAUGCCGCACAAGGGAGAACUGCGUCACAAAUUGCGAAGACGGUCCAAUCUCUCGUGACAGAGAGGCCAAACCUCUGGUCUUCUCUUUCGAUCACAUGGGUGAACGACUUGAUGGAGUAUGCGAACGCAGAUAACAAGCCCGAAUUGGCCAUGGAAUAUAUGGCAUUGGCACCUGGAUGGGGCCUUGUUCCCAAUUCGCAAACCCAUUUACUACAUCUUGAGUCAUGUAUUCUAGCUCAUGACUUGGAUGGCUUGCUAAAAUCUCUAAAGGGGUUGGAGACUCUGGAUACUACCGGACCGGGAACUCUUCCUUUGAUGAACAAACUUAUCAAGAUGCUUUGCUCGUCAGGACAAGAUAACGCCGUCUUUGACCACAUCUCGUCUCUUCUUGAUCCACUUUUUGAUAACAACGUGCGCUUUGAAGCCGACACACUCGCGGCUUUAACGCACAUGCUUCUCUAUCGCCACGAUCUGCAAGCCGCCUCCGAGUUACUUCGCUCUCGCCUAGGAUCCUACGAUGCAGAGGAAAGACACACUAUUCGUAGCGCAUUGACAAACUUCAUUCAAGAUCCCAACCAGGAAAGUGAGCCCGCCUGGGAGGCAUACAUGCUACUGCAGCUCGCGUUUCCAGAAACAGGAGUAGGCGUGCGAAGCGAGCUCAUGACCUCCUUUUUCCAACGCAACCGAAGUGACCUCGCCUUCCUCGUCUUCGGCCACAUGCGCCAAGCCGAGGAUUUGUCGCAGCGCCCCAAACCAGACACAUAUGCCCGCUGCUUCCGAGGCAUCGCCCAAACACACGACACAAAACACCUCGAACUCGUCCACAACAUGCUCAAGCUAGACACCAAAGUCGACCUAAACACGCGUCUCCUCAAUACGCUCAUGCUGGCAUACGCGGAAUGCGAAAUGUCCGAAAAAAGCAUGCAGAUCUUCCGUGACAUCCUUCAGUCCGAGGAAGGUCCAUCACAGCAGACUCUUUCCUUAUUCUUCAAGGCUUGCGAAAAACACCAGAACGGCACAUAUGAGGCCCUGAAGUUAACGGAGAAGAUGAAGCGCCUUGGGAUCGCUUUUGAUCCCAAACUAUAUACAGCCUUUGUUAGGGCGCUGGCUGCGCAGUGCGAAUUCGACCUCGCUACGGAGGCUCUGAAUGCCAUGAAAAGAGUGACGGGACAUGCGCCUACCUAUACAUCGAUUGGGCACCUAUACAACUCCAUUCCCUUCCAACACUGGAAAGACGAAGUCGAGGAAUGGGCAAAGGCCCGGCAUCCCGACCUCUGGGCGCAGUUAGAGAAAAUUGAUCGCGAGGAACAUGAAGAGGGCCUGAAGUUCAACCUGCCCGGCAAGAGCGACUCGCAGAAUCUGAACGGGGGCUUGCGGUAA
This is a messenger RNA of Aspergillus mulundensis, 2391 nucleotides long. Its product is annotated as putative mitochondrial respiratory complex I chaperone (Cia84). Bases 1 to 2391 code for a protein of 796 amino acids. Lineage: Eukaryota; Fungi; Ascomycota; Eurotiomycetes; Eurotiales; Aspergillaceae. The record is from RefSeq and is a predicted model, not a curated record. Gene Ontology annotation, molecular function: protein binding. The transcript has 2 exons.